GGCGCUGCCGGCGCGGCCCGGAACACGCUAGUGGAGCGGAAGAUGGCGGCGGCAGCGGUGGCUGCAGCCGGGACCCCACUUGGCCUGAGGUGGAGGAGCUGCCGGCUCUGACCUCGCUGUGGCUCCGGUGCGCGCAGCGGAGCGUGUGCGAGGCCCCGCGCGUAGGGCAGGGGCGGCGGCGGCGAUUGCGCGCCGCCCUGAGGAGCGCCCCGGCGGCGGCGCUGCUGCGGCUGAGGAGAGAGCCGGCUCUGGGCCUCCGCGUCCUCCUGCUCCCCGGGCCCCCCGCCUCCUCGGGGGGGCGGCGGCGGCGAUGUUCUCGGUCCUCUCGUACGGGCGGCUGGUGGCCCGCGCCGUGCUUGGCGGCCUCUCGCAGACCGACCCCAGGGCCGGUGGCGGCGGCAGCGGUGACUACGGGCUGGUGACGGCCGGCUGCGGCUUCGGCAAAGACUUCCGUAAGGGCCUUCUCAAGAAGGGCGCGUGCUACGGGGACGACGCGUGCUUCGUGGCCCGGCACCGCUCGGCAGACGUGCUCGGAGUUGCAGAUGGUGUAGGAGGAUGGAGAGACUAUGGAGUUGAUCCAUCCCAGUUCUCAGGGACUUUAAUGCGGACAUGUGAACGGUUAGUAAAAGAAGGACGGUUCGUCCCAAGUAACCCCAUUGGAAUCCUCACCACAAGCUACUGUGAGUUGCUGCAAAAUAAAGUACCUUUGCUUGGUAGCAGUACUGCCUGCAUCGUGGUGCUGGACAGAACUAGCCACCGCUUACACACAGCAAACCUGGGUGAUUCAGGCUUUUUGGUUGUCAGGGGCGGUGAAGUUGUGCACCGAUCAGAUGAACAGCAGCAUUACUUCAACACUCCAUUCCAGCUCUCAAUUGCACCACCUGAAGCCGAAGGAGUCGUCCUAAGUGACAGCCCAGAUGCUGCUGAUAGCACAUCUUUUGAUGUCCAGUUAGGAGACAUUAUCCUGACGGCAACAGAUGGACUUUUUGACAACAUGCCUGAUUAUAUGAUCCUUCAGGAGCUAAAAAAAUUAAAGAAUUCAAAUUAUGAAAGUAUACAACAGACGGCAAGAAGCAUUGCUGAGCAAGCCCAUGAGCUGGCCUAUGACCCAAAUUAUAUGUCACCUUUUGCACAGUUUGCAUGUGACAACGGAUUGAAUGUGAGAGGUGGAAAGCCAGAUGACAUCACCGUCCUUCUUUCAAUAGUGGCUGAGUAUACAGACUGACUCGCCUAAGUGUCAACUCCGGCCUUUCCUUUCAUUUUCCCAGAUUCUCCCCUGCCAUGUGUGCUGAUGCUGCUGGCAGGACUGUGUUUCUUUGCCACUGAUCUCAAUGGCCUGUGAUGUAAGCCUUUGCUUGUCUUUUUGAGACCUGGUUGAGAUCUUUGUGGAGAACCACUACUGUCAUUCGCUAGCUCAUAUCUGCCAGCAACUUGGAAGAGAAUCAAGGUUUGAAGAUUGACCUUCACUUCUUACAGUCCUUUCUACAAUGGAAUGGAGAUUUUCAACGCCAAAAUGGCUAUUAUGUUUCAAAAAUGGUUUAAGUAUUGAAAAUGAGUGAUGUUGGUAAAGUGAAUUCAAAAUUACAAUGUGUAAAAGGGAUUUUAAAGUCUAACACAAAUUGUAUGUUAUGGUACAUCUACUAGAAACAUUAUCAUCAAAAGAAAUGUUACACGUGUACUAUACAGUCUUUGUUAUGAUGAUUGGUGUGGCUUUAUGUUUUCAUUAUAAACUCCUGUUUUUCAGGGGCUUAUAAUUCUGCUCUAAAACAUUGCUCUGGAUUAUGAAAUCUUCAUCCCAGGAGCUUUUUUGUUACAAAUUGGAAGAAAAAUUUAGUUUAGUUCUAUGGAUGCAAAUGUGUUUUGGUUUUUAAAAGAUGCUUACUCGUGCUCCUGUGAGGGAAGUUCCGGCAGUUUAUUGAUUAGUCCAAAUUAUAGGCUGGUGGCUUGAUUUGCAGGAGGCAUUGGGGAGACUCCCUACCAGAUUUUUCCAAAGGAAAUAUUACUCAAGAUUAUAAAACUCCUCAAAGCCUAGAAAUUUAAUGUUAUGGCUGAAAUUCCUCCCAGCUUUCUGAUACGAGCUUCCUGUGUGGGAGCUCUAGGCCCGCAGGCCUCACAGGUUGAGAACAGACAGCUAUAACUUUGAAUUUUGUUGGGUUUUGAUGGUCAUGUUACUCCUAGUCUCCCUCUCAGACCUUUCAUUAAUAGGCUUGCUUUCCAUAGAGCACGCACCAGGUUCAGGGAGUCCAUGUGAAAAGAGCACUGUGGGCAGUGACAACGGCACAGGAGUCCACGAGGAGAACUCCUGGUGAUGAUCUGACAUUUGCAUUUGCCCUACACAAAAAUUUAGGGGUUUCUGAAUCAAGCUUAAUGUUUACAGUUUCCGAAUAGCCAUCUUGCAGUGUAUAGUUUCCGUAUAAAACUACCCACAGUUUUCCCCUUACCUGCAAGCUCAAACUUAUUUUUAAGGUUUGUGCACAAGUCAACUGCUGUAAAGAUAUAUAUUUUUGGGUCAGUUUUUUUUCCUUCAUUAACUUGGUGGUAGAAAAAUAUAUAUACUUAGAAAUCCUUAAAUUAAAGCCAUGUUUUAUAUAUAAGUCAGGUAACAUUGGUGUAUAGAUGAGAAUGCAAUUAAACCUGAUGAGGAUCUACUGGAAGAGAAUACAGAAAGUAUCUUUCUCUAAAGGAGAGACUUAUUUCCUGGUUUAUUGCAUUAAAACUUAUGUUUGAGGUUACCUCAACUUGUUUUAAAAGAUUUUGUUUUGUGAAUUUGUACUGUAUAUUUGAGUAACUGUCAAGCUUUUGUUUUAUUUAAAAUUGUUUAACAUGUACCAUGUACAUGUCAUUACUAUAUUUCAAUGCAUCAUGCUUGUAACAGGCAUUUCAUUUAUAAUAAGAAUGAGUUAUUCAUUUGUAAGCCGUUCAGUAAUUUAUCUACUAUUCCUAAAUUGGCAUAAUGUUAGAUAUCUAUUUUGAAUCACCUUUAAUUACAUGUCAGAAUGCCUUAACUACCCUAACUUGACAAAACAGAAUUCGUUGGUAGAGGAGAUAGGGGUCAGGGCCGGGAGGGGUGGGUAGAGGUACAUUCUGUUUAAAUAAUGAGUACCCAUCGUGCUAUGAUAAAACACGGAAGCAUGAGUGGCAAGUGGCAGGGUAUUUAUUUUGCACAAACUGUUUGCAGUCUCUGUAUAUUUAAAAAGUAAAGAAAGUUGCAUCCAGAAGGGUUUUGUUAGAAGGAAUACAUUUAUAUUUGGGCUGACAAUUUCAGUUCUUUCGUUUGGGUUUUUAAUUAUUUCUGGUCAGGGGUAUGUAGCCUUAUGAUCUGGAUAUAUCUUGCAUUAAUUUUCCAAUGCCUACUUUUAAUUCCUUGUAAGAGCAGUGCUGGUCAAGUCACUGGCUUUUCUCUGCUCUCAUUUAACCCAUCAAACACAAUCUUUAUAAAGCUAGAUUGGUGGUGUUUUACACGACUCAUUUAAUCAACUUAGUCUUUUUUGAGAAAUGACCAUAAGAAAUCAACAAUGUUUGUGUCAGUGAUAUUGAAAAUAGUGGGACAAGAAUUUGAGUUUCACAAUGGAACUGACUUUGGACCUGGCCUAUAGAUUAGUGACACAGAAUAUUUUCUCGAUUUUCUUUUUGCCCUGUCCUUUGUGUGUGACACAAUUAAUUUUAUGACUGCCGGGGGGUGUGGGGGGGGUGAUCAGUUGGAGUGCUGCUUAACAAGUAACUCUCCUUCCACUCCCAGUAGUCAAGAGGCUCUGUUGGACCCAUACUGGAAUUUUCCAGGUCACAGAACCCAAGUCUCUGUGGGGAGUGACUGAGAUAUACCACUUGGUGGGUCUGAUUCUGAACUUGAUAUGUGUGUUAAUUAUAUUUUAAAUCAAGCAGCAUAAAACACACAUUUGCCUCAUGUAAUGGACUUUUAUAACAAAAGAGAAUUUGGAUUUCUAAUUUACAAAUGGCAAAUUAUUUAUCCCUGUCUGGAUGCACCAAAGACCAGUAAAGUUUAUAGCUUUUCCAUCUAUAUUUAUAAAGCAAUACUGUAUUAUAAAAAUCAAUAUUUUUAUCACAUGCUUGAAAUUUUUAUUUUAUUCUGUUUUAAAAUGUGCACUCGAAACAUAUCAGAACCUUAUUUCUUCCUGUGAACUUAAGCUGCCUGCGCACAAAAAAAAUUUACUGAAUGGAUAAUGCAGUAGAGUCCAUAGGCUCUUAAAAACUGAAAGAAGAAAUGGGGGUGGGGGAAACAAGUUAUUUGUCCUGAAUUACUGUACUGGCUUGACAUGGUUGAUAGGUACUAAAUCACAAAAGAAUCCAUUCCAGGUAUGCAUGUCUGGGGGGCUGUGCUACGUCUAGAGUAGAAACUAGAUUUCAAGCUUUGCAUGAUAGGAGAGUGUCCUCUUCUAUCAGCUGCAUUUGUUCUGGAUAGAACAGUAGCCUUCAGGACCACCUUUAGUACCACCAACCUACCACAUCGAGUAACAAGGCAGGAAUUGUGGGAAUUCACGGAGUCAGUUUUGAGCAUUUUGGAGAUUGUAAACAAGAUUGGCUAGAACUGUAAAUGUUCGUACUUUUGAAUAAGUUCAUGGUUCCUUGUCACCUUAUACCAGCUAUCUUUGUUAGAAGCUACAGCAUCCAAUUUCCCUGGAAACUAUCACAUUUUUGCAGUUAACAAAUUUUUACAAUAUCAAAAAAAUCCCCGAAAUCUGCUUAUAAAACUGAAAAUAUGAAGCAGAAAGCAUUUGGAUUCUAUUUAUUUAAAAAAAUUAUUUGCAGAAUUGAACUUCUCAAUUAAAAAGCAACAGUGUCCAUGUCAAAAUUUUAACUGUUAGCAGGUAGUCUGUGGCAAAGAUGGCUAAAUAUGAAGCAAAUUUGAAUCUGUGUAUACUAAUGAGCUGCUUUUUUCUGUUGAGACUAUCAUUAUUUGUCUUACCCAAGAGGCAAUGACCUGAAUUGGAUGUCUGAAAUAUAACUUAUGCAGGAAUAGUUCUGUAAAUACAUUUAAAUAAACUGUAAAGAUAUUUAAUAAAUAUAGUAUUUAUACUAAUCUGCGUAACUCCUCUUCACUUGAACCGUAACUGAGUAAGACACCAGCCCUUGGCAUUUUGUUGGUCUCUAUAUCAAGUCCUCAUUUCCAAGCCUCUUAGUCAUUCUAGCAGGGACUCCUUACUUUGUAGCUGUCAUUUUCUGUCUUUUCCUAGUUUAUCUCCCUUAGCUCUUUUUCACCAGCUGGUUUACUACAUCAGUUUAGCUGCCUCAAAAAUUCCAUCAAAAUGGACUGAUAAUUGAACGUAAAA
This is a messenger RNA of Zalophus californianus (California sea lion), 5288 nucleotides long. It is a transcript of the gene PPTC7, whose product is annotated as protein phosphatase targeting COQ7. The transcript has 6 exons. Lineage: Eukaryota; Metazoa; Chordata; Mammalia; Carnivora; Otariidae. The record is from RefSeq and is a predicted model, not a curated record. The coding region runs from base 311 to 1225 and encodes 304 amino acids.